CCUAAAACCCAAGCAGCACAUGUCGGGCAGUCUGCUCCCUGCGGCUCCGGCCAUGCCUUGGGUUGUUCUCGUGGCCGUGGCCGUGGGCAUGUUAGCUGCGUGGUUAAUCCAUUUGGUCAUGAGAUGGAACAUGGGUCCACGAUGCAGCGCAGGGGCACUGCUGCCGCCGGGGUCAAGGGGUCUCCCGCUCCUCGGGGAGACGCUCGAGUUCUUUGCCCGGAACCCAUCGCUGGAGCUCAGCCCCUUCUUGAAGCGACGCCUGGAUAGGUACGGUCCAAUUUUUAGGACAAAUUUGAUUGGUGAAGACCUCAUUGUCUCCAUGGAUCCAGAGUUGAACAACUUAGUGUUCCAAAAGGAGGAGAAGCUAUUCCAAAUUUGGUAUCCGGAGUCAAUCAUGAGAAUCAUGGGAGCCGACUGCAUUAUUGCGACACUUGGGACCUUCCACAAGCACCUCAGGACUCUGGUACUUCGGCUCUUUGGCCCAGAAAAUCUCAGGCUAGUUCUGCUCCAUGAAGUGCAGCAGACGGCCCAGGCUAGUCUACUCUCCUGGCUUGAUCAUCCUAGCAUCGAAGUGAAAGAGGCAAUCUCUAGUAUGAUAUUCAGCAUCACGGCAAGGCGAUUAAUCAGCUAUGACUCCUCAAGAUCGGAUGGGAAGUUGUGGAAGCAAUUCGAUGCAUUUCUUCAAGGACUACUAGCAUUUCCACUUUACGUUCCCGGCACAGCAUUCUACAAAUGUAUGCAGGGCCGGAAGAAUGUCAUGAAGAUUUUGCAGGAAAUGCUAAAUGAGAGGAAGAAGGAAACACAUCGGGAGAGUGUUGACUUUAUCGAUCUCUUGAUCAACGAUAUGAAGGAGAAGAACACUAUAAUGAAUGAGAAAAUUGCAUUGGAUUUGCUCUUCUUAUUAUUGUUCGCAGGCUUUGAAACCACGUCAUCUGGUAUAACUGCGGCACUCAAGUUUCUAGCCGAUGAUCCUAAGGCGUUGCAGGAACUAAUAGAGGAGCACAACAACAUUCGGAAAAGAAGGAUUGAUCCUGACUCUGAAAUCACAUGGGAGGAAUACAAGUCCAUGAAAUUUACAUCUCAUGUCAUACAUGAGGCAUUAAGGCUGGCUAACAUUGCUCCCUUAAUGUUUAGAAAAGCAAUAGAGGAAGUUCAUAUUAAAGGUUACACUCUCCCAAAAGGAUCAAAGAUCAUGGUUAAUCCUUCUAGCAUUCAUUUGGAUCCUACGGUUUACAAGGAUCCCACUGUGUUCAAUCCCUGGAGGUGGAAGGAUACUACUGAACCAGCUGGUGGCUCCUCAAAGGAGUUCAUGGCCUUUGGAGGCGGGCUACGAUUAUGUGUUGGUGCCGACUUUGCUAAGCUACAAAUGGCCAUCUUCCUGCAUUGCUUAGUCACCAAAUAUAGUUGGACAGCGGUCAAGGGAGGAACCAUGGCGCUUUCUCCUGGACUACAGUUUCCUGAUGGUUUUCACAUACAACUUGUCCCAAAAGCUUGAUGCGUGGAUGUCAAUGCUUCAAUACGUUCAAGACCUCUUAGCCUCUGGAGGAUUCACAAUAUAGUCGUUUAUACAGAUCUCUAGUAUGCUAUCAUGUCCAUGUGUGGCUAUGGAUUAGAAUAAUAAUGUAUAAACAUUGGUCAAACCAUUAUUUGUUUCAAAAGCUUAUUUAUAGUGAAGUGCAUGUGCGGUUUCUGCUUGCUCUUCCGUAGAAGCGUUGGAUACUCCCAAGUGUAAGCGGUGAGUGUGGUCGCAACGCUGGUGAUGGCGAUAACAGUGCUAGUGAACUGAGGUUCUCCUAUUCAGUUCGAACAGUGCCCUCGCUAUCUCUGUAUAUUCAACUCGUUGUGAGCUGAGGCUUUGCAGAACUGUUGUACUGACCAGUGUGUUGACUCCACUGGUGGGGACAAUCAGUGUGUUGAUCUUAUCAUUAAGUCAGAACAUGCUAAAUGUCACCAAAGAGAAUGCCAACGUGCGGUUUUUGAUUGACCCAGAGAGCCUAUCAUCAAGUCAAAGCGAUUGGGUAAAAUACCCCAAGAAAGUACAGUAGCAUUUUCUACUUGGCAAAUAAUACGAGAAAAGGUGCCACCUUUUCCAAUGAUCAUUUUGUAGUAUGUCAAUGUGUUGCUUUGGAGCAUGCCAUGAGAAAGAAAGAAAGGAAAACAGACGCUUAAUUUACAACCCAACACAGUGCUCGCACAGACUAACUGUUUUUACAUGGCCCUCCAAUUUGUAUACCUAAAUAAAUAAAUAUUCCUGCACGUUCUGAGUUGGUACCAUGACAAACCAACAUUUGUAUACAAAGAAACUCCGAGGGCAACACCGAGUGA
This is a messenger RNA of Aegilops tauschii subsp. strangulata, 2325 nucleotides long. RefSeq names its product cytochrome P450 87A3. The record is from RefSeq and is a predicted model, not a curated record. Gene Ontology annotation, biological process: brassinosteroid biosynthetic process; multicellular organism development; sterol metabolic process. Gene Ontology annotation, molecular function: monooxygenase activity; heme binding; oxidoreductase activity, acting on paired donors, with incorporation or reduction of molecular oxygen. NCBI's taxonomy places the organism in Eukaryota, Viridiplantae, Streptophyta, Magnoliopsida, Poales, Poaceae.